AUGCCAGAAGAAGAGCGGAGGUUCAGACCACCGCUGUUAGAGGAUGAGAAACAAAGGAGGCGGAGGGCGUACCAAAGAGCAUUGCGGCUUUGCGCAUUCUGCCCUGGGAAGGAAGUAAACGCGCUGAAGUGGCUGGAAGAUUUCGAGGACGAUCCAGAUGUGGAACCCACAGUUCCUGACUAUUUGGCAGCCCUUCGAGCUUGCGAGGUGAGCCAGCAGCCCUUGGAGAGAGUCUGGACUUUGCUCAUGGAUAUGCGAAAGAAAGGCUUGGACCUUGACAGUCACUGGGAGAAGACGGAGCCCGAUCAAAGUGAUAGGGACAAGAAGAAGCAGAUACCUAUUGAGGCCUUGGAGCUCUUGGAGUGGAAUACGUCGGAGGAUUCUUGGGAGACCUUGGAGCGCCACGCCGAUAUUUGGCUCCGAGAGCCACCUCAUCCGAGGGCCUUAGCUGCAGUGCUUCGUCUCGGCAGUCUGAUGAAGCGCCGUGGCCGUGACGUGGACGCGGUGGUUCGGCGAUUGGCAGUCGAUGUGAUCUUCGAGGCUUUCAGCAAGGACGAUGUUCAACGUCUGUCUUUGGUAAAGAGCCUUGGGGCCUUUACGGGCGAAGCUUUAAGGUUUCUCGGGAUUCACACACUAAGUGAUAACGGCGUUGACUCCGCAUGGCGCGCUAAUGCUGAGCGCGCAGUACAUAGACAGGUGAUGCUCAGAAGAUGGACUGCCUGGGACGACCCAGAAGGCCCUGGUGACUUUGCGUGGUUGGCCUAUGAUCUCACCUGCCAGUCCAACCGACUGCAGUGUGAUGGUGAAGUUGUGAGCCGUGCGCCAAAGAGUACCGCUGCAGAGGAGCUUUUUCCACCUCUGGAGCAGGACAAGCGCUCGAACCAUGCAGAUCGCAGGGCGUUGCAUCUUCUUGCAGAGAAGCUGCUCCACGGAUUUUCCGCUGAAAGUCGUGAUUGCUUAGAGGUUCAUGGAGUCAUGAUGCUCUACACGCCCUUCCCGCCUGAGACUGCAAGCAUCUAUGCAAUGCAGCAGUUCUUAAAGCUUUUCCCAUGGGUUGAGAUGCACGUUGCCUUUAAUGACGCUUUGGACCUUUGUGGCCCUGUGGCUGUGGACAGAAUCAGGUGUGGCAUCAAGGAUUUAACCGAUGCAAACUCACACGAAAAUGGCCUCAAUGGUACGAAGUCCUGA
This is a messenger RNA of Durusdinium trenchii, 1188 nucleotides long. Lineage: Eukaryota; Dinophyceae; Suessiales; Symbiodiniaceae. The record is from the annotation of a GenBank genome assembly.